Molecule: messenger RNA, 2475 nt
Organism: Salvia hispanica
Lineage: Eukaryota; Viridiplantae; Streptophyta; Magnoliopsida; Lamiales; Lamiaceae
Product: CO(2)-response secreted protease-like
Biological process (GO): proteolysis
Molecular function (GO): serine-type endopeptidase activity
Source: RefSeq, a predicted model, not a curated record
UGAAAUGUUAUAUAUUAGAUGAAUAUAUAUGCCUUGCAUUUGUGAGCAGGCACAAAACACCAUGGCUUCUGUGUUGCAGCUCUUCUACAUACAAUUCUCCUUCGCUGUUAUCUGCUGUAUGGCGACAAAGCCAAGGGUACAGCCUUACAUUGUUUACAUGGGGAGUUCUUCGAGUUCAAGUGCAAGCGAUGACUCGUCCCAUCUGCAGCUGCUGUCAUCCUUGUUCCCGAGGGAAGAGGGUGAAAGAAGAUUCUUGUUGAACUCCUACAAUCAUGUUUUGAAGGGAUUCUCUGCUAUGCUUACAGAGACUGAAGCAUCUGUUUUAUCUGGUCGUGAUGAGGUUGUGUCGGUCUUCCCUGAUCCGGUCCUGAAACUCCACACGACGCGUUCCUGGGAUUUUCUUGAAGCUGCAGAUUCUAAUUCUGGAUCAAGUUUCCCUUAUGAGCAAAAGUCAGUUGAUGUUAUCAUUGGAAUCAUAGACACAGGUGUAUGGCCUGAGUCACCUAGUUUCAGUGACCAACAAAUUGGAAAGAUCCCAUCAAGGUGGAGAGGAGUGUGCAUGGAGGGUUCUGAUUUCAAGAAAUUCAACUGCAAUAGGAAGUUAAUAGGUGCAAGAUUCUACUCAAAUCAUCACUCCACAUACAAAUCAAAUGAGACGAACCCAACCACGGCCAGGGGCUCAGCGAGGGACUUCAUAGGACACGGGACACACACUGCAUCGACUGCAGGUGGAGCACCCGUUGCCAAUGCCAACUACUAUGGCCUUGCAUGGGGCACUGCCCGUGGGGGCCUCCCGUCUGCUAGGAUAGCCAGCUACAAGGCCUGCACCGAGGAUGGCUGCCCUGGCUCCAUCAUACUAAAAGCCAUUGAUGAUGCUGUCAAGGAUGGAGUUGACAUCAUCUCCAUCUCCAUCGGGCUGAGCUCCAUCUUCCAGUCCGAUUUCCUCAGCGACACCAUUGCAAUCGGAGCCUUUCACGCACAGCAGAAGGGCGUCAUGGUUGUUUCCUCAGGCGGGAACGAUGGCCCUGACCCUUACACCAUUGUCAACUCCGCUCCUUGGAUAUUCACCGUGGCUGCCUCCACCAUUGAUCGAGGCUUUCAGACCACGGUCGUGCUGGGAAACGGUGAAUCCCUAAAGGGCUUUGCAAUAAACUUCUCUCCCCUCACAUUAGGCAAGAAAUACCCCUUGGUGUUCGGAGAAGAUAUUGCUGGAAAUUUCGCCUCAGCAUCCGAUGCUAGGAACUGCAUACCGGGCUCUCUGGAUUACACCAAGGUAGCUGGGAAAAUCGUCGUGUGCAUGAACGACGAGGCCAACGUUUCAAGGAGGAUAAAGAAGCUAGUAGUGGAAGAUGCCAAAGCAAAAGGGGUGAUCAUAAUAGAUGGAGAUGAAGAGGAAACUUCCCCUUUUGAUGCAGGCACAUUUCCUUUUGCAGAAACUGGAGCAACAAUAGGCUCUCAAAUCCUCCACUACAUCAACUCCACUAAGAAUCCUAGUGCAACUAUACUUUCAGCUACAGAGAUGAAGGGGCUGAGGCCAGCCCCAGUUGUUGCAUCCUUCUCUUCGAGGGGCCCCGGGGGGCUCACCGAGAACAUCCUCAAGCCAGACAUCAUGGCACCCGGCGUGGCGAUUCUUGCAGCAACAGUGCCGAAAAUAGAAGCAAACUACGGUGCACCGGGGAAGAAACCAUCUGCAUUUGGCAUCAAGUCCGGCACCUCAAUGGCCUGCCCCCACGUCACAGGCGCCAUGGCCUUCAUCAAAUCCAUCCACCCCCACUGGAGCUUCUCCGCCAUCAAGUCCGCAUUGAUCACAACAGCAUCAACCUCGAACAACAUUGGAAAAACAGUGUCAAACACCUCAGACUCUCCUGCAAAUCCGCACCAAGUGGGAGCAGGGGAGAUAAGGCCGAUCAAAGCUCUGGACCCCGGCCUAGUAAUCGAGACGAGCAUCACCGAUCACCUCUACUUCCUCUGCUACAAGGGAUACAAGCAGCGGACGAUACGGUCGCUGAGCGGGACGGGCAACUUCAGCUGCCCGGCUGGAGGGGCCGCGGAGGAGCUGAUCUCGAGCCUCAACUACCCGACCAUCUCCAUCGGCAGCCUCAGCCGCCGAGACGGGCCAAGGAAGGUGAAGAGAGUGGCGACCAACGUGGGGUCGGAGAGCAACGCGACGUACGUGGCGUCGGUGGACGCGCCGGCGGGGCUGGUGGUGAAGGUGGCGCCGAGCAAGAUGGUGUUCCGGCAGGGCGUGGAGAAGGCGGCGUUCAAGCUUUUCUUCGAUGGGAGGCGAGCGGCCAAGGGCUACAAUUUUGGGCAUGUCUCGUGGUUUGAUGGAUCGCACCUUGUUCGAAUUGUAUUUGCAGUUAACGUUGUCUGAUCAUGCAUUUUUUUGACUUACAUAGUUGAUUUUUUAAAUUAUGUAAUUUUAAAUUGUAGAUUUAAAAGGUAUCAAUUCACAAUUUACAGUGGUUUUUGGCA